Punica granatum (pomegranate) is the source of this 1766-nucleotide messenger RNA. NCBI's taxonomy places the organism in Eukaryota, Viridiplantae, Streptophyta, Magnoliopsida, Myrtales, Lythraceae. The record is from RefSeq and is a predicted model, not a curated record.
AUAUCUGUUUAUAUACACUCACACACUCCACUCUCUCUCUGUCUCUCUACUCUCUCUGCCAUUAAUCUGGGCUCCCUCCUUCCUCUUCACAGAUUUCCUCACUUCACCAUUAACCUUUCUUGAACCCAACCCCCAGUCUGCGACUCUGCAGAUGUCUAGGCACCAUUGACAUUCAGCUCCUGCUCUGCAUUAUCAAACUCCCACCUUUCUCCUUGAUAUACCCACAACCCAGAGAGACAGAGACAGAGAGAUUCAAGAAUGAGAGUGGAGCUUGCUUUGUGGGUCGUGGCGGUGGUGGUGACCGGCGGGCUCACGCUGAGCUCACCGGUGAGUGGGCAUGAGCUCGUGGGUCUCAAUGGGACAGAGAUGCUCCACAUAGAUUUCUACAGAGCUUCCUCCCCAGCUGAAGAUCCUCUCAUGGUGGGCCUCACCCUCAUUGAAUCCGCUGGUGCAAAGGGAGCCGUCUGUCUCGAUGGGACACUACCGGGCUAUCAUGUGCACCGUGGAUCUGGAUCGGGAGCUAACAGUUGGCUCAUUCAAUUGGAGGGAGGAGGAUGGUGCAAUAAUGUCAGAACGUGUGUUUAUCGGAAAACUUCUCGACGCGGGUCUUCCAAGUUCAUGGAGAAGGAGAUCCCAUUCACAGGAAUACUUAGUGGCAAUGCUCAAGAAAAUCCUGAUUUUUUCAACUGGAAUAGAGUGAAGCUUCGCUACUGUGAUGGUGCCUCAUUCACGGGUGACAGCCAAGAUAAGGCUGCGGAGCUAGAAUUCAGGGGACAGCGUAUUUGGUUUGCUGCAAUGGAAGAUCUGAUGUCGAAGGGAAUGCGCAAUGCCCAGCAGGCUCUUCUUUCGGGAUGCUCUGCCGGGGGUCUGGCAUCUGUACUGCACUGCGAUGAAUUCCGAGGUCUAUUUCCUGCAAAAACAAAAGUGAAGUGCUUGAGCGAUGGUGGAUUGUUCCUCGAUGCGGUUGAUGUGUCAGGUGGCCGAACCCUAAGAAAUUUCUACGAUGGAGUGGUAAACACACAGGGUGUGGAAGAGAACCUUCCCCGCAUAUGCACCAAUCACCUUGACCCGACAUCGUGCUUCUUCCCACAAAACCUGAUCGCGAGCAUCAAAACUCCACUGUUUCUUCUCAACGCCGCUUAUGAUUCCUGGCAGAUACAAGCAAGUUUAGCUCCACCAGCAGCCGAUCCUGCUGGAUAUUGGCGAGAAUGCACACAAAAUCAUGCAAAGUGUACUUCAGCGCAGGUCCAGUUUCUGCAAGCGUUCCGGAAUCAAAUGCUGAACGUCGUGAGAGACUUUGCUAGGUCUAGCAAAAACGGGCUCUUCAUAAAUUCAUGUUUCGCUCACUGCCAGUCCGAGAGGCAGGACACAUGGUUCGCCGAUAAUUCACCUGUUAUCGGGAACAAGGCAAUUGCGAUUGCUGUUGGGGAUUGGUAUUUCGACCGAGCUGUGGUAAAGGCCAUUGACUGCGCCUACCCGUGCGAUCACACAUGCCACAACCUGAUCUUCAAGUGACAACAAAAGCAAAUUCGAUGUUGUUCCAACAUUCUCGAUGCUCGGACAACCUCCGAUACAUCUGCAGAAUUCCACCAUAUAGAUAUACAGAGACAUACAAGGCUGCUGCAAAGGGCAGAGCAGAUACCACCCAGAUAGCCUCAUCCAAUUUUCAUGCCUUUGUCCCAUUUUCUCCCUUUUCUCUUACUAACGCCAUUGUAAUUCUGAGAACUAAAUUAAGUAAAAUUAGCCCUUUUCCCCCUCCAGAACUA